Merops nubicus (carmine bee-eater) is the source of this 641-nucleotide messenger RNA. RefSeq names its product regulator of microtubule dynamics 1 (gene RMDN1). The annotation marks the transcript as partial. The transcript is spliced from 7 exons. Gene Ontology annotation, cellular component: spindle microtubule; mitotic spindle pole; cytoplasm. NCBI's taxonomy places the organism in Eukaryota, Metazoa, Chordata, Aves, Coraciiformes, Meropidae. Gene Ontology annotation, molecular function: microtubule binding. The record is from RefSeq and is a predicted model, not a curated record.
CUGGCCUAUGAAGCUCUGGAGUAUGCAAAAAUAGCACUUGAAAAAAAUGAAGCGAAUUUUGCAGCGCACAAGUGGUAUGCAAUUUGCCUCAGUGAUGUUGGAGAUUUUGAAGGAAUCAAAACUAAAAUUGGAAAUGCCAUUGUUAUCAAAGAGCACUUCCAGAGAGCUGUUGAACUGAACCCAAAAGAUGCUACAACAAUUCAUCUCAUAGGCAUUUGGUGUUACUCCUUUGCUGAAAUGCCGUGGUACCAAAGGAAAAUAGCCGCGACGCUGUUUGCCACGCCGCCAACCUCCACCUUCCAAGAGGCUCUUCGUUACUUCCACAUGGCAGAGGAAGCUGAACCAAACUUCUACAGCAAAAAUUUGCUCUUUUUGGGGAAGACAUACUUGAAGUUGAACAAUAAAAAGAUGGCUCUUCUGUGGUUAAGCAAAGCGAAGGAUUAUCCUGCACAUACAGAAGAGGACAAGCAGGUACAGAAAGAAGCUUUGGAGUUACUUAAUUCUAUAUAAUGUGAAACAAGAUAAUGGGAAUCCAGCACCUCAGGUCUGUGCAGCAUAGGAAGAGGACCCCAAAUACUACUUUGGUUUAUUAAAGCUGUCAAUAAAAGUAUAGCCUAAACCUGCUCUCUCCAUCUCAUUUC